Rhopilema esculentum is the source of this 3272-nucleotide messenger RNA. RefSeq names its product structure-specific endonuclease subunit MUS81. Gene Ontology annotation, cellular component: nucleus; Holliday junction resolvase complex. Gene Ontology annotation, biological process: mitotic intra-S DNA damage checkpoint signaling; DNA catabolic process; resolution of meiotic recombination intermediates. Gene Ontology annotation, molecular function: crossover junction DNA endonuclease activity; DNA binding; 3'-flap endonuclease activity. NCBI's taxonomy places the organism in Eukaryota, Metazoa, Cnidaria, Scyphozoa, Rhizostomeae, Rhizostomatidae. The record is from RefSeq and is a predicted model, not a curated record.
GAGGCCUCGUGGCGCGAAGUUGGAUUUGCGUGAAGAAGAAGCAGUUACGAUUAUACGUAGUUGAUUAGAGACUCCAGUAAAUUAUGGUAGGCCUAGUUAGAAAUGCCGAAAAAAUCUAGAAGCCAAACCCAGUGCGUGAAUCCCCUCUUUCUCAGUUGGUUGGAAGGAUGGAGGGAUGACGCGAAAGAGAAAGGACUGAAUGCGCAAUGGACUUACGAAAAGGCAAUAUCAUCCUUAAAGAAAUACCCGCUACCUUUGAAAGAUGGAAAAGAGGCAAAGAUCCUUGAAAACAUUGGUGAUGGCAUUGCAAAGAAGUUAGACAAGGCUCUGGAUGAGUUUAUACGGAAUGGUGGAGACAUUAAUGCAAUGCAUGCUUUACCAACACAGUCUGCAUCAGAAAGCAAAUCAGGAAGUAAAGGAGCUGCCGCAUCGGUAAGAAAAUCAGGAAGUAAAGGUGCUGCUCCACCAGCAAGGAAAAAAGUAUCCCAGGAUAAUGAUAAAAGUGUUGAAGACCAGCUGAAUUUACCAGAACCAGAGUCCAAAAAGAGAAGAAAGGAGUACAUGCCUAAACAAAGGACCGGACCAUUUGCACUGGUGUUGACAUUGUACAGAGAAAGCCAGGAUGCAACUUACAAAGGGUAUUUAAUGAAGGAAGAGUUACAAAGAAAGGCAGAAUUACUGACAGAAAAGUCAUUCUUUGUGGCAGAACCAGGGACUCAUUAUACACCUUGGUCAUCCAUGUCGACUUUGAUUGCCAAAGGUCUAGUAAUGAAGACCAACAACCCUGCAAAAUAUUCAAUCACUGACGACGGUAAAAUACUUGGUGAAAAGUUGGAUGCAUUUGAAAAAGCAAAUCCUUCGCUCAGAGCUGCUGUAAUAUCUCCAUCUUCCUUAAAUGCGUCGCCACAUUCGACGUCCCCGUCAGUUUCUAAUUUUGUGAUCCCUGCGGAAACAACAGGCUCUAGAAUUCAAUCAAAAGCCAAAUCCUUAUCACAGUCACAUUUUGACACUCCUGGAACAUCAAGUAGUAACGGAAAUCUCCUGUAUUGGUAUGUCGAUGAAAGUGGCAAAAUUUCCAGCAGAAAGGACGACGCCCUGGUCAAAGUUGAAGAAAAUGGAAUUUGGUUCCUUAUAAAAUGCGAAGAAUGUGCCUUACAGCGUUGUGAUGCAGUUUACCAGUUAGAUAGUGCCAGGCCCAAGGAAGAGCCUUACGUUUUUGCAUUUCUCUCUGACGAACAUGCCAAGAAUAUUUCUACUCCACCAGACAUUCAACAAUGGGCAGCCAAGCAGCCAAUAAAAAGUACAAACAUAGUGAAAUAUCAGGAUCCUAGUCUUCCACAAAUUCGAGAAAGCUCAAGUGCUAAAGAUGAAGACCAAGCAUCGCCACUGUUCGUUAUGAAGCCAGGAACGUUUGAAAUAAUUUUGUGCGUUGAUCAAAUGGAAGUCACUGGAGGAGCAAAUACAAACAGUAAAAGGAUGAUGCUGGAACAGUUGAAGAGGAUAAAUGUGAAAAUGGAUGUGCGAAAGCUGCAGCUAGGAGAUUUCCUUUGGGUAGCAAGGGAUAAAUUUCAGGGUUCGAAAAAGGAAGUGGUCCUGGAUUUUGUCAUUGAGCGAAAAAGGAUGGAUGACCUGGCUGGUAGUAUUGUUGAUGGAAGAUUCAAAGAGCAGAAGUUUAGGCUGAAAUCAUGUGGACUAAAGCAUCCAAUAUACUUAAUAGAAAGUUAUGGCUCGAUGCAGCAUAUGGUGUUACCAGAAGCUACCUUGAAACAAGCCAUCAUCAACUCACAAGUUGUGGAUGGACUUUUCAUUCGCAAAACUGACAGUAUAUACGAAUCUGCAGCUUAUCUAUCAAGAAUGACACAGCAUUUGCAAAAUAUCUACCAGAACAAAACAAUAAUGGCCUUUUCAUCUGGGUAUAUCAAAAGUGCUAAACAAGACCAAAGGUUUCGAGAUGUUAUCCGAGAGGAAGUUCAGAAGUUCAUGACAUUUGAUGACUAUUACCAAAUCACAAACAAAAACAAGUUGCUUUCAGUAAAAGAAAUGUUUGCCAAGCAGUUAAUGCAAUUGAAAGGAGUAUCUGCAGAUAAGGCAGCAAGCAUUGUUAGUGUUUACGAAACCCCUAAAAGACUUAUGACAACUUUUGAAAAAUGCAAAACAGACGAGGAAAAAGAUAGUUUGUUGUCAGAUCUAACGUAUGGCAAAACGAAAAGGAAAAUUGGACCAAUGCUUGCAUCUCAAAUUAGGAUGCUUUAUACGAGAACAAAGUUGAUGUGAAACUUUUUCUCUGUAUUUUCAUAGUCACAUUUUUAUAAGUUCACAAUAUAAAAUAUUUACGAUUUGGUAAUCAUUGAAUAAUUGUUUUCCAAUACAAAAGUGCAGGUAGUCUAAGACAGUUAGCUUUUGACAGGUGUCACCCAGUAGUUCCACCCAGUCUCAGGCCCGUCUGGACCUGCAAUGGUUGCUUUGAAAGCCUCAGUUAUAGGUAUCAGUUAUAGGUAGGCUAAUCAUCUCUAUGUAUGAGCUAAAUGUUUGGUCUACCUUUAGCAAGCUCUGCCAGCUGAGCCACAACUUUUGAGCAUUCAAGCCAUUUGUUGUUUGAAGAAUUGCUCAGUGAUGAUAUAUUCUCAGCAUAUUUUAGGCAUUUCUUUAAAUAUCUAGAAUGCAUAAGAAAAUAAUUUUUAGAAAUUAAUUUAUUUAUAAACUCUUCAUUCGCUCGAAACACUUUAUUUUCCCCUUUUGUCUGAAGCCUAACACAUAGGACCUCUCCCUUUUCAACCCAGUAUCGACUCUCUGUAUAGACAUUACCAAAUAGUCUUUCUGUUAUCAUUCUGCCAUUACCAAAUAGUCUUUUCAAUCUAUUUAGAGUUAAGGGAACGGAAAAUAAAUAGGUUAUUUACAGCCUAUGGGUAUCGGAUUUAGUAUGUUUAAUCUAAAAUCCUGUAAUUGAUUUAAUUCUGUAGGAGUUUUGAUUGAAUUAGUGUUUUAAUUUGUAGACAUCUCUUUCAUGUUUUUCUUAGGCCUUGUACAAAGCUUAAGAAAGCAAAUGGAUAUUACCAAUUUAGGUUCUUAAGCAUACAGUAAUGAUAGGUUUGCACAAGCAGAAGACAAUGAUAUAGGAACAAAAUGUGGUCUCAUAACAAGGAAAAGGUUGGGAAUUAUCUUUCAAAUUAAAUGUUUUGUAAAAUGUUGGGAUGUAUCUUAUAAAUGUUUUGCCUUUAACAAGUGUGAUGCAAAUGGAAUAUUAAUUUUUGUAAAAACAAUGGUUGUUUUAA